This is a messenger RNA of Aspergillus steynii IBT 23096, 1281 nucleotides long. Its product is annotated as N2227-domain-containing protein. The coding region runs from base 1 to 1281 and encodes 426 amino acids. Gene Ontology annotation, molecular function: S-adenosylmethionine-dependent methyltransferase activity. The record is from RefSeq and is a predicted model, not a curated record. The transcript has 4 exons. Lineage: Eukaryota; Fungi; Ascomycota; Eurotiomycetes; Eurotiales; Aspergillaceae.
AUGCUGCGCUGGAUAGCUCUGUCCCUGGCAUUUCUGGUGUGUCUGGCUUGCGCGAAGCAAGCCAUUGACGUAUCGCCUCGUUUGGAUCAAAUAACCCAUGUCUUCGUGACGAAUAUCACGCUGCUCGACGCAGCCCCGUCUCCACGACACGAUGAGGAAUAUGCCCGUCUGCAGCAUCGUCUCGAGCGCUCGCGUGGCAAGUGGGACUCGUCGCAUGCGAGACAUAGAUUGUUGACGGCCUUGCAUGGGUAUAUGAGGUACAAGGAGAGACAUUUGGUGGAGACUAAGAAGUGGCGCGAUAUGUAUAAGAAUGUUUCGAAGAAGCAGCGAUCGCUGGUUGAAUCCACCAUUCACUACACGCGCAAACUCAACACCAUCGAGCAUCUACUCGAAGCCAACGAGAAGCUGGCCAAAGAUAUCGUCACCCAGGGUCUACAGUUCUACAACGUCUCCCAGUCCGAACUGGACGAGUUCAUCCGGCAUCAGGAGCGCCAGAGCCAAUCGACCGACCGGACCAGCGUGGCACAGGCAAUGAAGCAUUUCGUGCGCGACUGGGCCGACGAGGGAUUCGACGAGCGACAGGAGUCAUUUCCAUGUGUGCUGAAGGCUCUGAAAAGCGUGCCCAAACCAAGCGACCGACCGCUUCGAGUGCUAGUCCCCGGGGCUGGAGUGGGAAGGUUAGCGCAUGAGAUUGACGAACUUGGAGGAUUCGAGGUGACUAUGAACGAAUGGUCGAUGUAUAUGAACCUCGUAUAUCGAUACCUGGUUAGUUUGUCGACGCCGAACAGCGUAUCCUUCCACCCGUACAUUGACUGGUGGUCGCAUCACGCCACAACAAGCGAUCUCCAGCGCUCGGUAGUAUUCCCAGACCAAGUGGUGGAUCCGUCAUCUGUGCUGUUGGUGGAAGGUGAUUUCACUACGGCGUUCACCGAGGAGACCGGGAAAUACGAUGUGAUCGUGACGUUGUUCUUUAUCGACACCGCGCGCAACCUAGUCUCCUACUUGGAGAAUAUUCAUCGCUUACUCCGUCCCGGCGGAACAUGGAUUAACCUGGGACCGCUGCUAUAUGGGACUGCGCCGUUUAUACAGCUAUCGCUGGACGAGAUUGUCGCGUUGAGUGAGCGGAUUGGGUUCCGAUUCGAGGAGAUGGAGGCAUCGUGUGGCGAUAUCACACUUCCUAACUGUCCUGUUCGAGGAUUGGAAGUGGCAUAUGGUCGCAAUGGCAAGGGAUUGAGCAAGAAUGCGUAUCAGGCGCAGUUCUGGCAAGCUACGAAGCUUUGA